ACAUCUCGUCUGUCAUACGUUACACAGCAUCAUUGUGAUUAUCACUAAGCUCACCUACGAUUGUACGCAACCUUCUUCAGCUGCGGCCCAUUUACGGACUUACAACCCAAGUCUCUUCUACUCUUAAGUACUACCACUACUCCGCCAUGUCUUCUCCUGAGAAGGUUGAGAAAGGCGGAGAGUCGCCUGAAAGAGUCCACAUCCCGGACGUCGAGAAGACCGACUCAACAUGGAACGAUCCCGCUGAUAUCCCAGUUGAGCUGGACAAGCGCAUUACCCGCAAGCUGGACAAACGGCUCAUGCCAUGGCUCUUCGGGCUCUGGCUCCUGGCUUUCAUCGAUCGAAGCAACAUCGGAAACGCUAAGAUCGAUGGGAUGGUGGAAGACCUGCGCCUCGAUUCCAACAAAUUCAACAUCGCCCUCGCCGUUUUUUACGUGCCGUACAUCCUCUGGGAUGUUCCGAGCAACCUUGUCAUCAAGCACUUGAAGGCUGGAUAUUAUCUACCUGGCAUAUUGAUUGCUUGGGGCCUCGUUUCGAUGUGUACUGGGUUCGUCAAGAGCUAUGCUGGGCUUUUGGUCGCGCGCUUCUUCCUCGGCUUGGCUGAGGGCGGCCUGCUCGGCGGUAUGUUGGUGUACCUCGCAAUGUUCUAUCGGCGUCAUCAGAUGCUGUAUCGCAUCACGCUCUUCUACUGUGCAGCCCCUCUCAGUGGCGCUUUCGGCGGCCUCCUUGCAACUGGCCUCGCAAAGAUUCAGACCGGCGGGUACAACGGCUGGCCCUUCAUAUUCUUCGUCGAGGGCGCGAUUACCGCUGUCAUCGGAAUUGCCGUUCUCUUCUUUCUUCCACACACUCCUAGCGAUAUCAAGUUCUUCAACGCAGACGAGAAAAGGGCCUGUAUCGCACGUAUGCGCCUCGACGCCCAUGGUGCAACUGCUGCUUCUACUGUCGAUGAAGAGAGAUUUGACUGGUACUGGGUCCGCCGCGCCCUCCUCAACGUCAACACGAUUGUCUUGUCCAUUGUCUUCUUCGCCAUCAUCACGCCCAUCUACUCUUUCUCCCUCUUCCUGCCCACCAUUAUCCGGUCGAUGGGGUACAGCAGGGUGACCGCGCAGCUGUUUACGGUGCCGCCUAACAUGGGUGCUUUCUUCAUCGUGUUGUUGACGGGGUGGGGGAGCGACAAGUGGCGUAUGCGAGGGCCAUUGAUGUUGGUUGGAUGUACGGUGGCAAUCGUCGGGUACAUCAUGCUCAUCGCGAGCGAGCGAAGUUCGGUGCAGUACGGCGGUACUUUUCUUGUUGCGGCGGGUAUCUUCCCAUGCAGCCCGCUGGUUAUGGGUUGGCUGUCCAACAACCUGGCGCCGCACUACGUGCGGGCGACAGGAACAGGGUUCCAGAUCAUGAUUGCGAAUAUGGCAGCUUUCAUUGCAACGUUCACGUACCUUCCGGAAGAUGCGCCGCGGUAUACUACGGGACACGCGAUCAAUAUCGGCAUGCUCGGUCUAGCGCUCAUAUCGAUUGCAGGAAACAUCUGGUAUUGCAGGUGGGAGAACAAAAAGCGUGCGACUGGGCAAAGAGACUACCGAUUGAGAGAUGAGAAAGAAGAACGGUUGGGAUAUCGCCAUCCGCGUUUCGAGUACACGAUCUGAAGAUCUUGUCAAACUGGCCGUUGCUAUACAUCUUAUCCUGGCUGACAGUUCCUCGGAUAACCCCCAAUGCCUACCAAAACUACCCGAUGAUCCAAUAAUGUCAAUUCCUCGCGAAAGCGCAACGAAAUCAGAUUCUGGAGGCAGAUACAUCAAGCAGUACAGUAUUCGUACAGCCUCUGGGUUUAAAUGCAGUUACCUGGGAAGCUA
Paraphaeosphaeria sporulosa is the source of this 1847-nucleotide messenger RNA. Its product is annotated as MFS general substrate transporter. The transcript has 5 exons. Lineage: Eukaryota; Fungi; Ascomycota; Dothideomycetes; Pleosporales; Didymosphaeriaceae. The record is from RefSeq and is a predicted model, not a curated record. Gene Ontology annotation, cellular component: membrane. Gene Ontology annotation, molecular function: transmembrane transporter activity. Gene Ontology annotation, biological process: transmembrane transport. The coding region runs from base 147 to 1640 and encodes 497 amino acids.